Capsicum annuum is the source of this 2644-nucleotide messenger RNA. RefSeq names its product B3 domain-containing protein Os02g0598200. The record is from RefSeq and is a predicted model, not a curated record. NCBI's taxonomy places the organism in Eukaryota, Viridiplantae, Streptophyta, Magnoliopsida, Solanales, Solanaceae. Gene Ontology annotation, molecular function: DNA binding. The transcript has 6 exons. The coding region runs from base 426 to 2231 and encodes 601 amino acids.
UUUUUUUUUUUUUUUUUUUUUUUUUUUUUUUUCAUUUUCUUGGGUACUUGAAUUUAUCUGCAUUUUUUUUCCCCUUAUAGCUGCUCUAAACAUGUUAUACCCAAGAUUUUGACAUGGGGUUAUGUAGAAAUAUGUUAUAAUUACUGGUGAUAAGGAUAGUGUGGAAUAACCUGUAAAGUUGUUUGCUGUGUGACGAGGAGCAGGGGUUCAAGCUGUCGUAACAGCCUCUUGCAAAAUAUAAGGUAAGACUGUGUAUAAUAGAACGUAGAUGUAUUCUUGAAAACAGAAAGGUAGUUGAAAGGGAGUGUGGAGUAACCGGUAAAGUUGUUGCUAUGUGACUAAGAUCAGCAAGCUGUCAAAACAGUCUCUUGCAGAAUGUAAGGAUUUAGAAGUUUUUGGAAAAGCAUACUCCGUAUAGGGAGGAGAUGGAACGCGAGAACAAGGCAUGUGAUGGGUGCAAGAACGAUUGCCGGUUGAUACAUGGAAAAGGGGUUCUUUCUUUCUUUAAAGUAAUGAUUGACAAAAGUUUCUUAAAAGUUCUGUAUUUUCCCCCAAAGUUUGCUCGAUCAGUUUCACACCUGACUGAUCAGAAGACUUAUCUGGAGGACUCAAGUGGACGGCGAUGGAUGGUAAGAGUGUGUAAGCAUGAUGGUUCACUUGCAAUCAAACAGGGGUGGCCUGAAUUUUCAUCAGAACAUGGUCUGAAAGUGGGCGAGUUCUUGGUUUUCCACUAUGUUCUGGGCAAGCACUUCAUUGUUCAAAUAUUUGGAACGAGCGCUUGUGAGAAAAUCAAGUUCUGCAGUGACAUUGGCAAAGGAAGAAAAAGAGCAAGAGCUUACCCGGAAGCAACUAACCCCGUUGAGCUGCUUCAAACAACUGCCAUAGAUUCAGUCAAGAAAAAGAGUAAAUUAUCUGCUGCAUUAGAGUCUGAAAAGGCCACAUACAAGCCAAAUAUUGCCAGUUUUGCAGGAAACGUCGAUACUGACACUGAGAAGGGGCGGUUAGUGCAUUCAGCUAUACACGUGGAUGAAUCAUUUCGUGUGAUUGAUAGAAAUGCUCAAUAUGAUCAAACAACUACCGUAGGUUCAGUCAAGAAAAAGAGUAAAUUAUCUGCUGCAUUAGAGUCCGAAAUGGUCACGAACAAGCCAAAUAUUGCCAACUUUGCAGUAAACGUCAAUACUGACACUGAGAAGGGACAGUCAGUGCAUUCAGCUAUACAUGUGGACGAAUCAUUUCGUGUGAUUGAUAGAAAUGCUCAAUAUGAUCAAACAACUGCCGUAGGUUCAGUCAAGCAAAAGAGUAAAUUAUCUGCUGCACUAGAGUCCGAAAAGGUCAUGUACAAGCCAAAUAAUGCCAACUUUGCAGUAAACGCCGAUACUGACACUGAGAAGGGACGGUCAGUGCAUUCACCUAUACAUGUGGACGAAUCAUUUUGUGUGAUUGAUAGAAAUGCUCAAUAUGAUCAAGAAGACGACAGGUUGUGCUUGCAUCUGUCAAGUUUUGAAAUGCCAGCAAUCAAACCUCUGGCAGAAGGAAUUAGCAGUCCUUUAAAAGGUGACAAUGGAGAUGAUAAUCAUGUUGAGACCAAUUCAAGAUCACAAACAAAGCCAAAUUUAAAUUUUGAGAACAAGAAAUUAAAGUCAGAAGCAUUGUUGUCACAGCUUGAGGCUGGAAUCACGGCGACCAAUAUGGUUAGUAGACCAGCAGAGGAUUUUCCACCGCUAGCAGAGGAUAUUCCACCGCGGGGUCCAAAAUAUAGGAAUUCCAAAGAAGCAUUUCAGUUUCCUAGGGAAGCAAGAGUAGUCAAGAAAGAAAUAGAGGAUGUACCAACAGAAGCAUUUUUUCCUGCUAGAGCAAUAUACGGAGGAGAGUAUGCAAAUGGUAAUCAAAAAGUCAUCAAAAGUGAGCCUGCUGAUUCAGGAGAUGCACCAUCCCUAAAUGCAGUCAACUAUUCAUGUUUACUGGAGAUCGAUGGCCAAGAUUUUCUGGAAUUACCAGAAUCCUGGCGAAAACAUCUACCGAAAAAGGCAAAGCAGGGAAGGAUGAUUAUUUUUCUCAGAGGACCGGAUAAAAGAAUCUGGCCUGUCUUUUAUCAUAGCAGAUCACGUUUUAAUGUUUUGACAUUUGGAUGGAAACAAGUUGUUGCAGCUUAUGGCCUGAACCCAGGAAAUGAAUGUCUUUUUCAACUUGUAGAUCAGCGGGAAUGUAUAUUUGAUGUACGCAAAAUAUGAAAGUUCAGAAGAUACCAAAAGAACUAGUUGGGCACCUUAAGCAGUCACAGGGCGAAUGAAAGAGGAGCUCUGUCAUUCUCUUAUUUUUGGUUUUUGAACUACUUUAAACUGUUGCCUUGCUGGUUCAUAUCCUAUUUUUGUACUAUCGUUUUGAUGCUGCACUUUAUGUGCAAUUAUUACUCUUAUCCUCUUCACAAAUUAUCAUUUUAUCAUCGACAAACUGUUAACGAUGGCCCAAUCACUGAUCCACGAGGCCCAAUUGCUGAUAUAAAGAUAUCCAAAUCCGGAAAGCCCACUUGAGUAUUUUUUUCACACAUUGUAUUUUUAUAUUUCUCAUUUAAUAUGUAAAUAUAUGCACCUUGGACCAUUCGAGAAAGUUUCAGUUGAAUAAGAAAAUGAGAUAUGUUUCUCUC